This is a messenger RNA of Papilio xuthus (Asian swallowtail), 1594 nucleotides long. It is a transcript of the gene tab1, whose product is annotated as tak1. The transcript has 6 exons. Gene Ontology annotation, molecular function: protein serine/threonine phosphatase activity. The record is from RefSeq and is a predicted model, not a curated record. Bases 104 to 1483 code for a protein of 459 amino acids. Gene Ontology annotation, biological process: protein dephosphorylation. NCBI's taxonomy places the organism in Eukaryota, Metazoa, Arthropoda, Insecta, Lepidoptera, Papilionidae.
UUGUGUUGAUAUAAUUCUCGUCAAUAAUAUUUUACAUUGAUAACUACGAUUAAUUGAAGCACAAUUUUAUUUAAUAUCGAGAGUAUUUUAUGUGUAAUACAAAAUGAUAGCCAGGCCUUGGACGGAAGAUUUGCCGAAGUGUCAGAACACUUGCGUUGCGUCGUAUUUCUCACAAAUAAGUGCAAAUGUAAAUUCCACUGACGAUUAUCUUUGCUUCUACUGCCAAACUGAGGAUGGAUCGUGUCUGUAUGGAGUAUUUGAACCACACAAUGGCUUGGAUGCUGCAAGGUUUAUCAUGCAGCGUAUGGCUGUGGAAAUGUUAUUACCACCUCCAUCUAUCAGUAAUUCAGAUGAAGAGAUAAGGGAUAGGCUAAGGAAUGCUUUUGUCUCAGUAGAGAAAGCUUACAUAGAGAACUAUGAUGGUAUGAUAGCUGAACGAACCUGCUUGCAGUACAGACUACAAACAUUAAACGAAACACAGAUAUCACAAAACUGUGACAAUAUUCUGUCCCGUUUAAAAGAAAUUGAUCAACAUCUGUCUGGUGGCGCCACUGUAGUUAUAGCAUUAGUACAUAACAACAAGUUAUUUGUGGCCAAUGUUGGUGAGACGAGGGCGCUACUGUGUCGCACAGAUGAUAACUCCGUGCUAAGAGUUGUGCAAUUAACUGUUGAUCAUAGUUUAAAUAAUGAAGAUGAGUUGCUACGGCUCUCGCAGCUAGGAUUGGAUGUUAAUAAGUUAAGGAAUGCGCAAUAUUUAGGCAAUCAGUCAGGUACUCGUUGUCUGGGAAACUAUCUAGUAAAAGGCCUGUACAAAGCCUUUCCCAACAUAGGCAUAGCGGCAGCCGAGCCAGUGGUGGCCACUCCGGAGAUUCAUGGGCCUAUAGCACUGGAUGAAUCUUGCAGAUUCUUAGUUCUAGUCAGCGCUGGAGUUUACAAACGUAUACAAGAAGUUCGCGGUUGCAGUGAACAAACGAACAAACAGCUCGCACAAAUCAUAGUAGAGAAUUUCAGAAAACAAACGGAUUUUACUAAAGUCAGUCAUACUGUACUUGGAGAAAUCGAAGACGAAUUUCUUACUUAUUGCAACAAAAAUAAUCUAACACCAAAAGCAAACACUCAUGUCACAUUAUUAAUAAGAAAUUUCAACUUUCUUCCACCUGUGCCUCAGAACGACACCAUAAACUUGAGAAACCCCGUCCAUAAACAAAACGAACGAUCAUCUGUUCGAUUUAAUCCGAUUGUACAAUCGAAAUCGAAUACACUUAUAAAUGAAAUCGAUUCGGAAAUCGAUACAUCGGGUACUAUUGAUAUGGGUACGAAUGAUAGUAAUAUCGAUACUAAUCAAUCGAAUGAUUCUGAUAUAUCGAGUUGUAGGCCAUAUGACAAAGAUAGAAAGAUAAAAGGUUAUGUUGACUUUACUUGUUACUACGAAAAUGUUGCUAAAGCUAGAAAAAAUGGUACUUUGCCUGGUUUUAUAAAAUGAUUUCUUAUUUUUUAUGUCAAGAUAUUGUCGUUUAUCUUUAGGCAUUAAUCGUAUAUGAUUAAAAAAAAGAGUAUUGUAAAUGCUUCACUUUUAUCAAUGUGGUUUAUUCGU